AGAACCAAGGACAAAGCCUGACCGCGCUGCGUCAGGACGCCGCGGAUGCAGAGCUGAGACGCACAGAGAAAAUCUCAGAGCAAAGCGGCAACCUGACGAGGAGCUGUGUCAUCUACACACCAACGUCGCUUCUGUGUUUAAUUCGAUCGAGAAAAAAACAGUUAUGUGAGCAGAUAUUAUGGAGAUCCGCGAAAGAGCCUAAAAUCUUACACUUUGUUUUUCUAAGAGGUGAGACUUUUGCACUUGAACCUAGAAUCGACUUCACUGACCACCGUCGGGAAUUCAAGUUAAAAUGUCUGGACAAUUUAGCGACACUAAUUACGAAGGCUCAACAGGGAUAGUCUAUGCUGCAACCUCAAACUUCAGCUGUGUUUGCAACACCACCAACUGCUCAUUCGGUGAAUACUUCCACCAGUCAGACUUUGACAAAACUGAUUUUGGCGGAGAUGGCGCCGCCGUCGUGAGGAUUAUUAUCUCUAUCAUUUACUCUCUGGUUUGCGCGCUGGGUUUGGUUGGAAACUUGCUCGUGUUGUACCUAAUGAAGUCUAAACAGGUGUGGAAAAAAUCCUCCAUCAACCUUUUCGUAACUAGUUUGGCAGUCACUGACUUCCAGUUUGUCCUGACUCUGCCGUUCUGGGCGGUGGAAAACGCGCUGGACUUUACUUGGCUCUUCGGCAAAGCCAUGUGUAAGAUAGUCUCCUAUGUCACAGCCAUGAACAUGUACGCCAGCGUGUUUUUCCUGACAGCCAUGAGCGUUGCGAGGUAUUGGUCACUCGCCUCCGCGUUCAAGCGCAGGCGGCGGCGGACAAACUGCUGCACCGCGCGGUGCAUCACUGUUUUCAUCUGGUUUGCCGCUGUAACCGCCGCUCUGCCCCACGCGGUUUUCUCCACAACUGCCACAGUUUCCGAUGAGGACUUGUGCCUUGUUAAAUUCCCGGAAACCAACGGAACUGCGCAGCUUUGGUUAGGACUCUAUCAGUCCCAGAAAGUGAUGCUGGGCUUUGUGGUGCCGCUGGGAAUCAUCUCCGUUUGCUAUCUGCUCCUUUUGCGCUUCAUCACCUCCAAAAACAUCAACAGCUCCAGCGCCAAAAGGCGCGCAAAGGUCACCAAGUCUGUCACCAUUGUUGUCUUGUCAUUUUUCCUCUGCUGGCUGCCCAACCAGGCGCUGACAGCCUGGGGAAUCCUCAUCAAAUUCAACGUGGUUUAUUUCAGUUAUGAGUACUACACCACGCAGGUGUACGUCUUUCCCGUGUCCGUGUGCCUGGCGCACUCCAACAGCUGCCUGAACCCCAUCCUGUACUGCCUUAUGAGGCGAGAGUUCAGGAAAGCGCUGAAGAAACUCUUCUGGCGGAUGACUUCGCAGACGUUGACCACCAUAAGGCCGAUCACAGCCUCCACUAAGCCAGAACUGGACGAGCAAGGCCAAGUCUUGGUCCCCAUCAGCGCGCCCGUGGAGCCCGCUGUGGUGUUUUAUCCUCCGGGGGCUGUUAUGUACAAUGACAGGCGAGAUCUCCCGCAAAACAGCACUUAGUGUAACCU
Messenger RNA from Monopterus albus (swamp eel), 1539 nucleotides. It is a transcript of the gene rxfp3, whose product is annotated as relaxin family peptide receptor 3. The coding region runs from base 293 to 1531 and encodes 412 amino acids. The transcript has a single exon. The record is from RefSeq and is a predicted model, not a curated record. NCBI's taxonomy places the organism in Eukaryota, Metazoa, Chordata, Actinopteri, Synbranchiformes, Synbranchidae. Gene Ontology annotation, molecular function: C-C chemokine binding; C-C chemokine receptor activity. Gene Ontology annotation, cellular component: external side of plasma membrane; membrane. Gene Ontology annotation, biological process: G protein-coupled receptor signaling pathway; cell chemotaxis; calcium-mediated signaling.